AUUAUCCCGCUAUAGAAGUUCUCUUUAGCUGCUUUUCUAGGCACGAAUACAGUUUCUAGGGGGCCCGAGCUUUACGCGUCUCUGUGUCCCUCCUUGAACUGAUAUAUAGCCUAACUGCGCUGCUAUCUUUUGGAUAUACCUUUACUUAUUGCUGGGGCACCGCUAACAACCUCUAGGCAUUCUCUCAGAAUGUUAUUAUCAUCCCAGACGACUCUGAUUUAGAAGACGAUGUUAUAACAGCUCCUGCUCCCAAGAGACUGAAGUCUGAGACGUCUACAUCAACUGGCCGAACGAGCACCCCGAUUCCGCUCACAAAUGGGUCAACUGGCCGAGCCUCUUCCUCCCGUGGCGCGAGCACAAAUGGUGCUGCUGAAGCCCUACCAUCACGUCCUUCCACGCCAGACGCGGCGCUCUCCAGGGCUGUAAAGCCUUCCCCACAGUCUACUGGCAAACCCAGAAUUUCUCCUUGGAAAAGAAGAUCUCCAUACGCACAUCAUGAAAGAGAUGAACAACGGCCGCGGCGUGCGCCGUCGGUGGACAGUACGCGACCCUCUACAAAGCCUGCCAGCUCUGUGCUGGAGAAGAUCAUGGCCGUGAAGACUGCGACAGAUGAACUGGCGGUCAAAUUCAGAGACUCAAAAAACAAAGAACAAAAGACGAAGCAGCCGCGUACGCAGUCUAGGGCGACAUCGGUAGUGUCCACUAUACCAAAGCCCACUGUUCCUACCAGCCGCUCUUCAGUCACCUCGUCAAAAUCUACUGCUCAGAGGGUAACCUCUAUAAACGUACCAUUUCACAAUGUACCAUUACGACUCAGUCAAGAGCAGAACAUUCCCACACCUACCCAGAAGAAGCCGCUGCCAAUGCAAGCUCGGAUAGAAGUCGUGGUACACUCUUCUCAAGAACUACUUGAAAAGUUCCGUGGCCCCGUGCCGAAGUCACUGUCCGAUCAGAGAAAAUCUAUGCUCAAGCAACUAAAGAAAGGCCCAGCCAUCGCUCUCGAGAACCCCGAAGAAGCACGACGUCUCUUUGGCGACUGCUUUUCGAACUUCUUACAGCCAAAGUUGGACGACGAGUGUAACCAACACAUGAAGAAGCUCGCUACCAAGAAGGCUAGAAAGAUACUAAGAAGUAACGCUCAAAUCGACGACGAAAUGACCCAGUCACUCAAGAAUCUCAGCAUUGGCGAAGAAGUACUUCACCCAGCCGAAGCGGCGAGACAGAUCCUCACAAGUCGCUUUGACGAGCAAGUCACUCCUCCGCUAACCUUUACGAACGAGGUCAACGAGAAACGCCUACACGGGAAGUUCCAGUUUAUCGACCGGUAUGUCUUCAGUCAGGCGGGUAUCAAGACGGCUCCACCAAGGACUAAUUAUGGCUGCGACUGUUCGGAGUGCCAUAUUUCCUGCAAAUGCUUCACGAAGGAUUGGAAAGACAAAGCCGGCCAUCAUAUCGAACAGAAACCAACCUACACUCGCCGAGCCGAUGGCAUUGUCGUACUUUCAGAGCAAUAUCUCGCCCAAGAGCUCGAUCCCGCCGCCAAACACUUUGAAAUCACAGAAUGCAAUGAGCUUUGCAAGUGCGGUCCCGACUGCUGGAACCGAGUCGUGGGAGAGGGCCGAACUCUACCACUGGAAAUAUUCCAAACUGAAAAAUGUGGCUUUGGUGUACGGUCAUCACAAGAUAUCGUGAAGGGCCAAUUUAUCGAUCUCUAUCUAGGAGAGGUAAUCACAGAAGAAGAGCUCCGCGCUCGAGAGGAUGCCGUGGAAGAGGCUGAACCCAGCUAUAUCUACACGUUGGACUGGUUCAGCUUUGGCGGGGUGUCGUAUCAUGUUGACGGAAAGCGCUUUGGCUCAGCCAUGCGGUUUAUCAACCACAGUUGCAACCCAAAUGCUCGCAGCUUCAUCGUCCAGGUUCACAAAGGUGACAAAAGAGUCUAUUACCUCCCCUUCUUUGCUAUUAAGGAUAUCAAAGCCGGCACGGAGAUCACCAUCGAUUACAAGGCCAAGAGAGACGAAGAUGACAACGAAAGUUCAGACGCUGAUGCCAUUGCUGGUGUGCAUAGUGGCGAUACAGAACUAGCCGAUGGACUUAUUCGGUGUCAAUGCGGAGAGAAGAAUUGCCGAAAGUUCUUGUGGAAACCUGGCGUGAAAUCCAGGCGCAAGAAGAGGGAAGAUUGAUUGAGCUUGAAAUGAGUGUGAGGGACGGCCAGAGAACUCACCGUUACGAUGCAUUUUUCUUUUUGAUGUACGACUACGAUUGACCUCAGCGACGGCGUUAUGGAGCUUGUAUGGAGCUGACGAGACUUGGGGAUCGACUGGCGCAUAAUCUCACGGGUCACAUGGACUUGAGUUGAGACCCAGGAUGUCAAGGGUCCAAAUAUUGUCAUGAUGUAAAAUACUAUGAUUGGAGCUCCAGGUUCUAGACUUUGCCAAAAUCGAGGACGAUCAAGGCAAGAGUCGGCGUCAAUAGCACGUAUAUUGUCUGCCACACUACCAAACCCUUAUCAAUCCCAUGAAAGCGAGACAAUUGUGAUUGACGGAGAUGACCGAAUUGAGUCGGCGAGUAUUCUCGCGUCUACGGCCACAUAUUAGACUGGAGGCAAGGACAACGUGGUAUACGACUUAAG
Molecule: messenger RNA, 2629 nt
Organism: Exophiala xenobiotica
Lineage: Eukaryota; Fungi; Ascomycota; Eurotiomycetes; Chaetothyriales; Herpotrichiellaceae
Exons: 2
Coding region: 588-2180 (530 amino acids)
Cellular component (GO): nucleus
Molecular function (GO): zinc ion binding; histone methyltransferase activity; protein binding
Source: RefSeq, a predicted model, not a curated record